AGCCCAGCAGGGUACAGUUUCAAAGAGAAUCGGUCAUAAUGUAAAUAUGACCCAUUUUCCAUUCAUUAAUCCCAGUCAAAGUCAUUGAUUUCAGAGUGUGAUCAGCCGAUGCUUGCAUGUUGGAGCCUUCAUCACCGGGACCGGAUCACCCCCCCCCCCCUGCUGUCUCUCCUGAGAAGGUGAAGCCUUCAGAAUAACAGCUCUGCCGCUAUGAGACGAAUAACGGGCAAGACGAAGGAUGAAACUUUGAUCGAACUGCAGAGCGCGACAGAAUCACAGACAGGAGAUGAAAAUGGUGGCAAUAGUGUGAGUUCAUUAUCUGAAAGAGCGACACUGCCUGGGCAUGCAGAGACAGAAAAGUUGCAACCAAACAAGGACACUGUGUUCUUCAGGGAUGGGGUACGGAGAAUAGACUAUGUGUUGUCUUAUGUGGAUGAUAAAGAUGGAGAAAAGAAACAGGAGAGGAGGAGGGAGUUUGAGGCCAACCUUGAGAAACAAGGUCUGGAGCUGGAGACUGAAGACAAAUCAGACUCCAAGGACCAAAAGACAUAUUUCCUGAAGAUCCAUGCUCCAUGGGAAGUACUGGCGACCUACGCUGAUGUCUUAAAGAUUAAAGUUCCCUUCAAAUUGAGUGAUAUCCCCCAUGGUCAUGAUGUCCCCCUGGAGUGGCUCUCGCAUCCUUUCCGUCUGCCAGAUCACAUCAUGCGCCCACAACCGGACUACUUUACCUACUCCUUCGACAAGAACAAGACCGACUUCUUCCUUAUCAAUGACAAGGAUACCUUCUUCCCACCUUCCACAAGAAACAGAAUCGUGUUCUACAUCCUGGCUCGUUGCCCGUACUACAAAGAGGGUCGGAAAGAAAGAGACAAGACGGGAAUCAAACGACUACUCAGCAAUGGGACGUAUACGGCAGCCUUUCCUCUUCAUGAUUGUCCAUACUGGAAAAGGGCAAGAAAUGCUGAAUGCGAGAGUGAGCGUUACAACUUGUAUAAACACUGGGCCCGGUUCCUCUGCUUUUACAAGGAGCAGCCUCUCAACCUCAUCCGGAAGUACUAUGGGGAGAAGAUUGGGAUCUACUUCGCCUGGCUGGGCUUCUACACAGAGAUGCUGUUCUUUGCAGCUGUCAUGGGCGUCAUAUGUUUCACCUAUGGAGUGCUCAGUUAUGAUGACAACAGGUCAAGCAAAGAAAUAUGUGACCCCGACAUUGGAGGCAGUAUCGUGAUGUGUCCACUUUGUGAUAAAAAGUGCCCUUUCUGGAAGCUCAACUCUACAUGUCUCUCAUCCUGGCAAUCCCAUCUGUUUGAUAAUGAGGGAACGGUAUUCUUUGCCAUAUUUAUGGGGAUUUGGGUGACUCUGUUUUUGGAGUUCUGGAAACGGCGUCAAGCCCGUCUGGAGUACCAGUGGGACUUGGUGGACUUUGAAGAGGAGCAGCAACAGCUUCAAAUCCGACCCGAGUUUGAGAUCAGAUGCACCAACAAGAGACUCAACAAGAUCACUCAGGAAAUGGAGCCAUAUCUUCCUAUCUCAAGCAAGUGUGCUCGUUUCUGUCUCUCCGCUGCCACCGUUAUAUUCUGGAUCUCUCUGAUUGUGGCUUGUAUAAUCGGGGUCAUAGCGUACAGAUUGGCCGUUCAUGCUGCCUUCGCGAGUAUCAUUAAAGACCCCAUGAGAAAGAUCCAGGUGGUGGGCAGGUUCAUCACUCCACAGCUCGCCACUUCUGUCACUGCCUCCUGCAUCAACUUUGUCAUCAUCAUGAUCCUCAACUUCUUUUAUGAGAGGGUGGCCGUCUGGAUCACUGACAUGGAAAUCCCAAAGACCCACCUGGAGUAUGAGAACAGGUUGACCAUGAAGAUGUUCCUCUUCCAGUUUGUCAACUACUACUCAUCGUGCUUCUACGUGGCCUUCUUCAAAGGCAAAUUUGUCGGUUAUCCUGGUGACUACUCAUAUAUGUUCGGCAAAUGGAGCAAACUAAGGAAUGAGGAGUGUGACCCCGGAGGCUGUCUGAUUGAGCUCACCACACAGCUGGUCAUUGUUAUGGCUGGAAAACAACUGUGGGGGAACAUUCAGGAAGCUCUGCUGCCGCUGAUGCGUAACUGGUGGAGUAACAGAAAAGGACGGCACCAUCCUGAGACCCAUUCCAGUCGCUGGGAGCAGGACCACGGGCUGCUGAACUUCAGCCAGCUUGGAUUGUUUUAUGAGUACCUGGAGAUGGUGAUCCAGUUUGGUUUCAUCACUUUGUUUGUGGCCUCUUUUCCUCUGGCUCCGCUCCUGGCUCUGUGCAACAACAUCCUGGAGAUCAGGGUGGACUCCUGGAAGUUCACAACCCAGUUUAGACGACCGGUGGCGUCCAAGGCCCGAAACAUUGGAGCGUGGCAGGAAAUCCUCAACGCAGUGGCCAUUCUGUCUGUUGUUACCAAUGCUUUCAUCAUGGCGUUUACUUCCGACAUGAUCCCCCGUAUGGUCUUCCUGUAUGCCUAUGGUAAAGAUGCCAGCAUGAGUGGCUACGUUAACAACAGCCUGUCAAUAUACAACAUCUCUCAGAUACCCGAUGACAACAUGCCUGAGGAGGGAGGCAACUGGUUUGAUAACACGACUUCCACCUGCAGGUACCGUGACUACCGUUACCCUCCAGGCCACGCGAGGGAAUACACUCACACCAUGCAGUUUUGGCAUAUCCUAGCAGCCAAAAUGGCCUUUAUUAUUAUAAUGGAGCACGUCGUCUUUGUGGUGAAGUUCUUCGUGGCGUGGAUGAUCCCGGACGUCCCGUCAGUUGUGAAGGCUCGGUUCAAACGAGAGCACUACCUGAUUCACGAAUACAUGCAUAACUACGAGGUGGAGAAGGUCAAAAUCCAGAUGAGUGCCAGUUUCAUGACAGAGCAACCAUCAGAAGUAUCCUCAAUGACAGACAAACAAGAAGUGUUGUCUGAGUGCCUGGAGCCUCCUUCCUGAAAACUACUAACUAACCAAGCCGAGAAUGGACACGUGUGAGAGUCUUCUCCUCACUGACAGCAUCCAUAUACACAGAUUCUGUCUUUGGGAUAAAAAUGAUAUUAUCUUUUCUUGCUGGAUGGACUCCUAUAUUAGGAUCUGUGUAAAGGCAUCAGAAAUUCAAAUGCAACAUCUCACUUUGCUUAAAAUUAGCCACCCGAGCGGCUGCAACACUCCUGUGCCAUAUAAAGAAGGUUUGAAAACAACAGAAGAAGGCUAAAAAAAAAAGUGUGAAUUGUUGAAAAUGUAAAAUGAGUUAUAAUUACCCUUUAAAGAGAUGGCUAUCAUAUCAUUAAUUAAAUGUUUUGCAUGUGAUUUCUCUUGUGAGGAAACAAGAUUAAGGGCUUUUUAGAAAAUAUGUCAGUGUUAAGGAGUUUUAAAAACAUCAUAUCAUUUAAGGGAUAUAUCCUAAACAGCACCUAUCUUUAAGUCUUAACUGUAUCGGCUUAUAAUAAUUAUUUUUAGUUUCGUUGCUGCAUAAUGUUUAGAUCCACUGAUCUAUAGCUGGGCUAUUAGAUUUUUGAGGUAAUUAUGUUUAUGCUCUUUCAAACUGUAAAUUGGAAAACCAAUUACCUCCAUUAUAGUGCAGUGAUACUGUAACAAUCAGAAGUGUGUAUCAUUCCAGCCUGAGUUGAUAGCAUAGUGAGACAACAGCUGCACGCUUAUCUUCCAGAUGUAUUUCCAACUUGCUGCAGGACCAAUUAUACGAUUUUUACAAAAAGAAAAGCCGACACAUAGAAAAUCUCAUGACAGAUUUUCUCUUUUAGUACAAUCAGUCUAUGUGUGAAUGUUGACCGUGUGUUGGCUUUAUGGCUCCAAUUGUUAUACAUAGAUAACAAAUGGCCUAUAUUCCUGUUUAACAUUAUUUGUGUCUCCACAUGUUUUUGGCAUAACAAACCUUCAGAGAUGAUCAGACAGUUGGAGAACUUGGUUUGGUACAAUGUAAGUGAGCAUAUCAGUAAAAGUUGAUGACAUUAGGUAACCUACUCUUUGGUGUUGCUGUAGAUAUAAAGAAAAUAUCAUAUAUUUAAAUUGGUUAUUGAACAACUAAUUUAUUGAUAUGCUUCUGAUUUGUAGUCUGAAGUUUUUGUAUUAAGAAGAGUAACUUAAUAUCCUCUUUAAAUUUGUAUUCAUCAAAUCAUAAAUGGCCAUCAACCAUGUUAGUUCAGUCCGUUCUUCAAGUAACUUUUAUGUAAUACUACAAGGGACCAGGUGCAUAAAAAACCCUCCAAAGAGAUAUAUAACUAAACAGUAUCUAUUUAUGAGAUACAAGAUCACUUCAUUUAUUCUUAUUAUUUCAGGUUUACCAGGUUUUUCUUUGUUUUAUAUUGAAACUUCUUUGUAACUUGACUUGCUACAUGAUGCAGUUGUAAUUUCAGCCAUCAUCUAUCAUAUUUGACAUUUAAAAACCAAGUCUCAUUUACUCGCAUCUCAGGAUCAAUCAUGAGCAUCACUUACGUAAAACAGUAUACGCAGAUAUCAGAUGUGUGCAGAGCGUGAUCCUGCAGCAUAAUGUAUUUCCAAACAAACAAAUGCCUUAAACCUCUGCUUACUCGUUUUUGUAUGCUUCUGUAAUGCCAAAGAUUCCAAUCUGAAUUCAAAACCUGUUUCAUGUAAGUCAUCAUUGCAAAGUUGCUGUUUUGUCUAAUUUGAUGUGCAUGAAUUGCUGGAAAUGUUUGUCAAUUAUAUUCUAAUUUCACUGUAGCCUAUUGUACAAUUAAUAUUCACGAUACAUAAAUA
Molecule: messenger RNA, 4728 nt
Organism: Notothenia coriiceps (black rockcod)
Lineage: Eukaryota; Metazoa; Chordata; Actinopteri; Perciformes; Nototheniidae
Product: anoctamin-5-like
Exons: 20
Coding region: 211-2949 (912 amino acids)
Biological process (GO): chloride transmembrane transport
Cellular component (GO): plasma membrane
Molecular function (GO): chloride channel activity; protein dimerization activity
Source: RefSeq, a predicted model, not a curated record